Molecule: messenger RNA, 3538 nt
Organism: Chionomys nivalis (European snow vole)
Lineage: Eukaryota; Metazoa; Chordata; Mammalia; Rodentia; Cricetidae
Gene: Qrich1
Product: glutamine rich 1
Exons: 11
Coding region: 417-2750 (777 amino acids)
Source: RefSeq, a predicted model, not a curated record
GGCUAGAGCGGCUUCCGGGGCGCGCGCCUCUCCGCGACCCCCCGGUUGUGCGGCGCGCGCCCUGCUGUUGGUUGGUCUCGCCGUCCCGAGUGCGCGCAGGACGCCCCCUCCGAGCGGAGGGCCGGCAGCCUGGCGGACGAGCGACUCGCUGCGUGGGGAACGUGGAGGGUUGGGCCCUUCCUGCUCUGGUGACGUCCGGGGCAGCGGUGGCCGAGGUCCUCAGAGAAACCUAGCGGCUUUGCUGUCUGGCUUGCGGCUCCAUUCCUCUGCGAGGCAGACAAGAUUGCUCGUACUAACUGAAGAAUGCUGUCAUUUAAGGGAGGCCCACGUACUGGAAUGUUAGAAGUCUUAAGAACUCAGGACAAGCAGCAGACAUACAUGCAACAUGGUGACUGGAACCCUAAGGACUCUGCAAUAUGAAUAAUUCUCUGGAGAAUACCAUCUCAUUUGAAGAGUACAUCCGAGUGAAGGCGAGGUCUGUCCCCCAGCACAGGAUGAAGGAAUUUCUGGACUCACUGGCGUCUAAGGGACCAGAAGCUCUUCAAGAGUUCCAGCAGACUGCCACCACCACCAUGGUGUACCAACAGGGUGGGAACUGUAUAUACACAGACAGUACUGAAGUGGCUGGGUCUUUGCUUGAACUUGCUUGUCCAGUCACAACCAGUGUUCAACCACAAACUCAGCAAGAACAGCAAAUCCAGGUUCAGCAGCCACAGCAGGUUCAGGUACAGGUGCAGGUACAGCAGUCUCCACAGCAAGUCUCAGCUCAGCAACUUUCCCCUCAGUUCACCGUUCACCAGCCUGCUGAGCAGCCUAUCCAGGUCCAGGUGCAGAUCCAGGGCCAACCACCGCAGUCAGCAGCCCCCUCCAUCCAGACCCCAUCUCUGCAGAGCCCCAGCCCCUCUCAGCUGCAAGCAGCCCAGAUCCAGGUGCAGCACGUGCAGGCAGCCCAGCAGAUCCAGGCUGCAGAAAUCCCAGAGGAACAUAUCCCACAUCAACAGAUCCAGGCUCAGCUGGUGGCUGGCCAGUCUCUUGCCGGGGGUCAGCAGAUUCAAAUCCAGACCGUGGGUGCCCUUUCCCCGCCACCGUCCCAGCAGGGCUCACCCCGGGAAGGAGAACGGCGGGUUGGCACAGCCAGUGUCCUUCAGCCAGUGAAGAAACGCAAAGUGGACAUGCCCAUCACCGUGUCCUACGCCAUCUCAGGGCAGCCAGUGGCCACCGUGCUGGCCAUUCCACAGGGCCAGCAGCAGAGUUACGUAUCUUUGAGGCCAGACUUACUGACAGUAGACAGUGCCCACUUGUACAGUGCCACUGGGACCAUAACUAGCCCUACAGGAGAAACUUGGACCAUCCCUGUUUAUUCUGCCCAGCCCCGGGGGGACCCUCAGCAGCAGAGCAUUACUCACAUUGCCAUUCCCCAGGAAGCCUACAAUGCAGUCCACGUCAGUGGCUCGCCCACAGCCCUGGCAGCUGUAAAGCUGGAGGAUGACAAGGAGAAGAUGGUGGGCGCCACAUCUGUAGUGAAAAAUUCCCAUGAAGAGGUAGUGCAGACCCUUGCAAACUCUCUCUUUCCAGCACAGUUCAUGAAUGGCAACAUCCAUAUUCCAGUGGCUGUGCAGGCCGUUGCAGGCACGUACCAGAAUACAGCUCAGACUGUACAUAUAUGGGACCCACAGCAGCAGCCACAGCAGCAAACUGCACAAGAACAGACACCACCACCACCCCAACAGCAGCAACAGCUCCAGGUUACUUGUUCAGCACAAACUGUUCAGGUUGCUGAAGUUGAGCCACAGUCACAACCACAGCCUUCACCAGAACUUUUGCUUCCAAAUUCUUUGAAGCCAGAAGAAGGGCUCGAAGUAUGGAAAAACUGGGCUCAAACCAAGAAUGCUGAACUAGAGAAGGAUGCUCAAAACAGACUGGCCCCCAUUGGGAGGCGCCAGUUGCUACGAUUCCAAGAAGAUCUGAUCUCCUCUGCUGUGGCCGAAUUGAAUUACGGCCUCUGUUUAAUGACACGCGAGGCUCGAAAUGGAGAAGGUGAACCCUACGACCCAGACGUACUCUACUACAUUUUCUUGUGUAUACAAAAGUAUCUUUUUGAAAAUGGAAGAGUAGAUGACAUAUUUUCUGAUCUUUACUAUGUUCGUUUCACGGAGUGGUUACAUGAAGUCCUGAAGGAUGUGCAGCCCCGUGUCACUCCUCUUGGCUAUGUUCUGCCCAGCCAUGUGACUGAAGAGAUGCUGUGGGAGUGCAAACAGCUUGGGGCACACUCCCCUUCCACACUGCUGACCACCCUCAUGUUCUUUAAUACCAAGUACUUCCUGUUGAAGACAGUAGAUCAGCACAUGAAGCUGGCUUUCUCCAAGGUCCUUCGACAGACAAAGAAGAACCCCUCGAAUCCUAAGGAUAAAAGCACGAGUAUCCGCUAUCUGAAGGCCCUUGGAAUCCAUCAGACUGGCCAGAAAGUUACAGAUGACAUGUAUGCAGAACAGACAGAGAAUCCAGAGAAUCCAUUGAGGUGUCCCAUCAAGCUGUACGAUUUCUACCUCUUCAAAUGCCCCCAGAGUGUGAAAGGCCGAAAUGACACCUUUUACCUGACACCUGAGCCGGUGGUGGCUCCCAACAGCCCAAUUUGGUACUCAGUCCAGCCGAUCAGCAGAGAGCAGAUGGGACAGAUGCUGACCCGCAUCCUGGUUAUACGAGAAAUCCAAGAAGCCAUUGCCGUGGCCAGCGCAACCACCAUGCACUGAGGUGCCUCAGCCUCAGUAGACAAAAAAAAAAAAAUCCAGGAAAAACCAGACAAAAACUUUUACACUAAAGAAGAGGCCUCCAUUUUUUCUUUUUUUUUUUUUUUUUAUUUCCUGUGGAUUUUGUUGGUUUUUUGUUUUGUUUUUUGUUUUGUUUUUUCCGGACCUAAUUGUAGUUACGAUGCUUUUCAGGCUACUUCUGUUAAAAAUGUAAAAGGCAUCAUUGUCCCUUUGAGUCUUCAUAGAUGUCGGCAGACCCCUUGAUUCGUGGGGCUCUGGGAUUUUGAGAGCCAGAUGUCCUAAGAAGUGGCUGGCUUUUAUUCUCUUUUUUUUCUUUUGUCUGGGGCAUGGGGAAAGGGUCUUGGACUGUUGGGACAAAUAUGGGCCCUUCCCUUUCACAAGGAAGAUGGAGCUGCUGAUGGAUCAAUCUCCUGGGGAUCUCCACCUGACUUCACUUUGGACUGACUACAUGGAGCCAGUUUUUUCUUCAUGCUCAGACAUAAACUUAGCAUCUUAACGAAAGAAAAAUGAGAGGAAAUUCAAUUAUGAUUUUAUUAAAGACAAUUUCUAUUACACCCUCCUUUAUGACAAGUGACAUAGAUGUUAAAGUAAAAACUUUACCAUGCCUUUUUUUUUUCUUGGCCUAACAUUGAGGCCUUAAACCUGAGGCUGCUGUGCCUGAUGGAAUUCUUGUAACAUACACUUGUGUAUCAUAUAAAGAUACCACUCUUUCUCUUAUGUAUUCUUAUUCUAGUUGUUUAUUAAGAAUGACAAGCACGUCUUUUCAACAU